CAACAUUUAGAGCAUUUUGUCCUUCCUUUUUAUUAAUCCUUCCAUUUCAAAGUAAAAAAUGGCUCUAAUUGGUUUACUCUUGGUGGUGUUUCACACAAUGUUUUCCUCUGCUUAUGGCUAUGGUGGAGGUUGGGUUAAUGCACAUGCUACCUUCUAUGGAGGGAGUGAUGCAUCUGGAACAAUGGGUGGAGCAUGUGGAUAUGGUAACCUUUACAGUCAAGGAUAUGGAACUAACACAGCUGCUCUAAGCACAGCUCUGUUCAACAAUGGUUUGAGCUGUGGAUCUUGUUUUGAAAUUAGGUGUGCUAAUGAUCAUAGAUGGUGUCUUCCUGGUUCAAUUUUGGUCACUGCUACUAAUUUCUGUCCACCAAACAAUGCCUUACCUAACAAUAAUGGAGGAUGGUGUAACCCUCCUUUGCAUCACUUUGAUCUUGCUCAGCCUGUUUUUCUUCGCAUUGCUCAAUACAAAGCUGGAAUUGUUCCUGUUUCUUACAGAAGGGUACCCUGCAGAAGAAGGGGAGGAAUUAGGUUCACAAUCAAUGGUCAUUCCUACUUCAAUUUAGUUCUUGUAACUAAUGUUGGUGGUGCUGGUGAUGUUCAUUCAGUUGCUGUUAAAGGGUCUAAAACAGGGUGGAUGCCUAUGUCGAGAAACUGGGGACAAAACUGGCAAAGCAACAACUACCUUAAUGGACAAACCUUGUCCUUCAAGGUUACAACAAGUGAUGGUCAAACUGUGGUUUCCAACAAUGUUGCCCCAUCUGGUUGGUCCUUUGGUCAAACUUAUUCCGGUGCUCAAUUCCGCUGAAUCAGUUGAAUAUCUUAGAUCUAAGUGUAUGUUUGAAAUCACCGUGACACCAUAAUUAUGUUAUCAAGAUGGUUCCUGUGAUUUUGCUUUUAAUUCAAACAUGCACCAAGACUCUAAGUCACAUUAAGUAGCUACAUACAAUUUUAUUUAUAAUAAUUUCCCAAAUUAAGUAUUAGUAUAACUCAAUAGUAUACUAGGGUAUUAGAUAGUAUGCUAGUUUUGGAGGUUGAGAUUGGUGGGUUUGGUAAGCUAUUGGUAUUAUAGGGCUCAAAAAAUGAAAAGGGCUUUUUUAAUUGGCCCUUCAUCAUUUUGAUUGUAGUAAAGAGGUUCAUAUUUCUUUGGGCCUCUUUGAUUAUUGGGUUUUUCUUUAAAAGCUUUUUGAAUCUUCUGCUGCUAAAGAAGUAAGCAGAGAGAUUAUGGUAUUUUAUUAUCUUAGUUACUAUUCUACUAAAUUGGAAGAGGUGGAAAUUUAUACCACCCGCCAUAUUAGUAUUGAAAUAAUGUUUUUUUCCCUCUACUUAAUGGGAUUUGUAAGAAGCAUUGUUUGCUUCACUAAUUCCUUGUGACUUGUGAGCAUCUUUAGGUGAGUAUGUUGGUGUAUUAGAGAUUGUAAUUGUAAAAUUUCCUAUUUCUGCAAGUAAUGAAAAGUUGAAGUGAUUUACUAGUAA
Cicer arietinum (chickpea) is the source of this 1473-nucleotide messenger RNA. RefSeq names its product alpha-expansin 3 (gene CA-EXPA3). NCBI's taxonomy places the organism in Eukaryota, Viridiplantae, Streptophyta, Magnoliopsida, Fabales, Fabaceae. Gene Ontology annotation, cellular component: extracellular region. Gene Ontology annotation, biological process: plant-type cell wall organization. The record is from RefSeq and is marked provisional.